UCACAAGCUCCAAACAUUAUCCAUCAAGCAAAGGACCACCACUAGAUGAUCAACCAAAUAAUUAUAAAUAUACAUACAUAAAAGUUAUGUUAUGCCAUAGGAGCAUCAAUAUAUUAGACUCAUCACUCUAUAAGAAUUUUACAUUAUUAUUCUUAUUAUUGUUAUGACAUGGAUCCUCUCCAGCUUAAUUCUCUUCUUCUUCCAUUAUGUAUUUUCCUCUCUUUCUCUCUCCUAAUUUUGGGUCGUUUUGGAGGAAUGGAGGAACAUGAUGAUUGGAUAAAGAUUAAAAAUCCUAUAGAAAAACAAUUAUGGAAACCUUCAACAAGUUUAGUUAUGGAAGAUAAUGAAGAAAGAAGGCCUCUUAAAAUUAUAUUUAAAGAGGCAGCUCGAAAUUGGACAGAUGCUCUUCCUAUUGGUAAUGGUCGUUUUGGUGGUAUGAUUCAUGGUGGAGUUUCAUCUGAGAUUAUUAAUCUUAAUGAGGACACACUUUGGAGGGACAUCCCGGGAAACUACACAGAUCCAAACACUCCACGGGUAUUAGCAAAUGUAAGAAAGCUCGUGAAUAAUGGAAACUAUUCAGAAGCAACUGUUCUUGCAGACAAGGAUCUCUCUGGGGAUUCAUCUAGUGGUUACCAGCUUUUGGGUGAUCUCAUACUAGACUUUGAUGACCACAGUUCUGAACACAUAGAACAAUCAUACCAUAGAGAGCUAGAUCUGGAUACUGCUACUGUUACAGUGAAUUACUCCAUCGGCGACGUAAAGUUCACAAGGCAGCACUUUGCUUCGUAUCCUGAUCAAGUGAUCGUGACAAAGAUCUCGUCGAGCAAACCAGGUUCUCUCUCCUUCACUGCCUCUUUAGUUAGCAAAAUGGAUCACCAUUCCUACACUAAUGGCAAAAACCAGAUCAUUAUGGAAGGAAGUUGCAUCGGCUAUCCUAAAGGAAUCCAGUUUUCUUUGGUUCUCAAUCUGCAAAUUAUUGGAGAAAAUGGAAUGAUACAGAAUCUAGAGGGCAAGAAGUUAAGGGUUGAAAAUGCAGAUUCUGCCGUUAUUCUUUUAACAGCAUCAUCUUCAUUUGAUGGACCACUCAUCAAACCUUCAGAUUCCAAGAAAAACCCGACUUCAGAAGCUCUCAGUAGGAUAAAUUCGAUGGAUACAAUCUCGUACUCCGCUCUUUAUGACCGUCAUUUGAGUGAUUAUCAGAAACUGUUUCAUCGUGUUUCACUUCAGCUGUCAAAAAACAGCAAGACUGAUGAAAAAAUUUCUACAGCAGAGAGGGUAAAGUCAUUUCAAACAGAUCAAGAUCCAUCUUUGGUGGAGCUAUUGUUUCAGUACGGUCGGUAUUUGUUAAUUUCCAGUUCUCGGCCUGGAACUCAACCUGCAAAUCUACAAGGAAUAUGGAAUAAGGAUAUCUAUCCACCUUGGAGCUGUGCUCCUCAUCUGAAUAUCAAUCUUCAGAUGAACUACUGGCUUUCACUUUCUUGCAACCUUCAAGAAUUGCAAGAACCAUUGUUUGAUUACUUAUCUAUCCUCGCAAUCAAUGGGAAGAAAACCGCAAAUGUAAACUACAAAGCUACUGGGUGGGUUGCACACCAAGUGUCUGAUAUAUGGGCGAAAACUUCACCUGAUAGCGGGCAAGCAGUUUGGGCCUUGUGGCCUAUGGGGGGAGCUUGGCUUUCUACUCACUUAUGGGAACAUUAUACUUAUACAAUGGAUAAGAAUUUUCUAGAACACAAGGCGUACCCGUUACUAGAAGGAGCGGCUUCGUUUUUGUUAGACUGGUGGAUUAAGGGAAAAAAUGGUUUUUUACAAACUAACCCUUCAACUUCUCCUGAACAUAUGUUUACAGCUCCGGAUGGUAAGCCUGCGAGUGUGAGCUAUUCAUCGACCAUGGAUGUGGCAAUAACUAAAGAGGUAUUUGCCAUAGUUGUUUCUGCUGCUGAGGAAUUGGGAAGAACUGAAGAUGAUCUUGUCAGAAAUGUUGUGAAGGCUCAGGCAAAACUACCACCCUAUAGAAUCGCUAGAGAUGGUUCACUUAUGGAAUGGGCACAAGAUUUUGAGGACCCAGACCCACAUCAUAGACACGUGUCACACUUGUUUGGUAUAUUUCCGGGGAAUUCAAUAACUUUAAAUGAAAAUCCUGAUCUCUGCAAAGCUGCAAAUUACAGCCUUCACAAACGAGGAGAAGAUGGUCCUGGGUGGUCUACGGUGUGGAAAGCUGCACUCUGGGCACAUUUGGGUAGCAGUGAGCACGCGUAUCAGAUGGUCAAGCAUUUGUUUAAUUUGGUGGACCCUGAUCGUGAAGGCAGCUUCGAAGGAGGGGUUUAUAGUAAUUUGUUCGCAGCACACCCGCCUUUUCAAAUUGAUGCAAACUUCGGGUUUUCUGCUGCAAUAGCAGAAAUGCUUGUUCAGAGCACUGUGAAAGAUCUCUACUUGCUGCCAGCACUUCCAAGAGAUAAAUGGGCUAACGGUUGUGUCAAAGGAUUGAGGGCUCGGGGUGGUAUGACAGUCAAUAUAUGCUGGACUAACGGCGAUCUGCAUGCAGUCGGCCUUUGGUCAAAUGGACCAAAAUCUGUGAAGAGACUAAAUUAUAGAGGUCGAGCAAUGGUUGCAAAAAUCUUACCUGGUACAGUCUACACAUUUGAUAGGCAAUUGAAGUGUGUGAACACAGAAUCUCUCCUAUAGAUUCAAUCUUCCAUAAAUAGACAGAAAGGAAUUAAGCAUCCCUUAUAGCAGAGGCAUAAUUUUUUUACUGCUUCCUGUUGAUUCUUCGCAGGAAUGUCAGUUCCUCAUUCCUCAUUCUUAUGGUUCCCAAUUGUAACCAGCAUAAUGUAUGAUCAUUGAAAUAUAUAUUUAUUCUUUA
Molecule: messenger RNA, 2860 nt
Organism: Beta vulgaris subsp. vulgaris (sugar beet)
Lineage: Eukaryota; Viridiplantae; Streptophyta; Magnoliopsida; Caryophyllales; Amaranthaceae
Product: alpha-L-fucosidase 2-like
Exons: 3
Coding region: 169-2682 (837 amino acids)
Biological process (GO): carbohydrate metabolic process
Molecular function (GO): alpha-L-fucosidase activity
Source: RefSeq, a predicted model, not a curated record